GUAAAAGAUCAGCUGUUUGGCUUAGAAUAAGCACUAAGGGGAAGUGUGGUUUACCCUUUUUAUUGCUUCCCUCAGAUCUUCUAUCUUUAAUGCAGUGCUUCUCAAACCCUGGGCUGUGGAUGUGGAUAACCAGGUGAAAAAUAUAAAACAAAAUUAAGGUGAACUAGAAUAUAAUAUGAUUUUUUUGAAGUUAAUGAUUGAUAAAACUGUGGGGCGUUUGGUACGAACCUUUCAGCUUCUUAAAGUGGGGCAUGCCAGAGAAAAGUUGAAACCGGGUUCGAUAAGUCAGCUGCUCCAUCUGUGAAAAUGUGGAGCACCUGUACAGCACUAGUCUUUGCUCUGGUGGCAGCAUCGAUCUUCACACCUGCGUAUGUCCUGGAGUUCUGCCAAAAUAUAAGUCCUGAGUGUCACAGUGAUGACAACACUGCAUCUAACAGCCAAUCGUCAUCGCACACUGUGAAGUCCAAGUGGACCUUGAAUGCUUCAAGCCUCAUGCACGACCUCAACCAGUUCAGAGUCUCCUGCAAGAAGCUAUUGGAGGCACUCCCAAUCGACAAAGUUGAUGGCAACUUUGUUCGCACUGUGAAGAACUGCAUAUUUUCCAAGUCCAUUCCAACCCCACUGAAAGGUCCAUUGAGGUUGGCAGCAGCGUCUAAGGAUGUCAUCGAGGGGAUCUUAGAUUUAGAUGCGUCAGUGACUCGGUCAGGUGAUUUUCUGCAUUAUGCGAGUGGUGGCAGACUACUGCCGGGGUCUGUGCCACUUGCUCACAGAUAUGGAGGUCAUCAGUUUGGCUACUGGGCAGGCCAGCUGGGUGAUGGUCGAGCUCAUUUCCUUGGUCAGUAUUCAAACAAAAAGGGGGAGGUAUGGGAACUCCAGCUUAAAGGAUCUGGAAAAACACCAUAUUCAAGGUCAGGAGAUGGUCGUGCUGUAAUCCGGUCUUCUGUCAGGGAGUUCCUGUGCAGUGAAGCGAUGCAUUUCCUGGGUGUUCCCACCAGCAGGGCUGCCAGUCUGAUUGUCAGUGAGGAGCCUGUGUUGAGGGAUCAGUUCUACAAUGGAAAUGUGAAAGCAGAGAGAGGAGCUGUUGUUCUGCGAUUGGCCAAGUCAUGGUUUCGGAUUGGAUCCUUAGAAAUUUUGUCUCAAAGUGGAGAAAUAGAUCUUCUGAGAAAGCUGUUGAACUUUGUGAUAGACGAACAUUUUCCUUUUAUAAAUCCAGACAACCCAGAAAAAUAUUUGGUGUUUUUUUCCACAGUUGUAAAUGAAACGGCACAUCUGAUUGCCCAGUGGAUGUCAGUCGGUUUUGCACAUGGUGUGUGCAACACAGACAACUUCAGUCUUCUUUCUAUCACCAUCGACUACGGACCGUUUGGCUUUAUGGAGUCAUAUAACCCCAAUUUUAUCCCCAACACAUCUGAUGAUGAAGGCAGGUACAGCAUUGGAGCUCAGGCAAAUGUUGGCUUCUUCAAUCUAGAGAAACUCUUGGUGGCUCUGAUUCCUGUGCUUACACAGACACAACAGAAACAGGCGAAAAUUAUUCUUAAAGGAUAUGCUAACAUUUACCAAAUGAGGGUUCACCAGAUAUUUAAGGCAAAACUGGGACUUCUUGGUGAAGAUGAGGACGAUAACGACCUCAUUGCUUUCCUGCUUAAGAUGAUGGAGGACACAGAGUCUGACUUCACCAUGACCUUCAGGGAGCUCAGCGAAGUUUCGGCCAAGCAGCUUCUUAACAAGAACUUCACGCAGAUGUGGGCUCUUGAUGACCUAUCACACCACAAGCACUUUUCUGAUUGGCUUAACAAGUACCUGUUCCGGCUCAGUAGACAGCAGGAUGAUAGCGAUUUGGAUCGUCAACACAGGAUGAAAAAUGUAAAUGCGAGAUAUGUGCUGAGGAACUGGAUGGCGGAGUCUGCAAUAAGGAAAGCUGAGAGGAAUGACUUUUCCGAGGUGGAGCUGCUGCACCACAUCCUGUCCUCACCCUUUGUUACACAAGAGACUGCAGAGGAGGCGGGCUAUGCAGCAAGACCUCCACAGUGGGCUAGCAGGUUAAAGGUCAGCUGUUCGUCAUGAGUGACCUCCUAAUAAAAAACUUGUAGCAUAUUUUGCUGUGAUGUGUCAUUUGUUGUGCAAUAUAUUUGCUCCAAAAGGCAAAGAGAUCCACAAA
This is a messenger RNA of Pelmatolapia mariae (spotted tilapia), 2158 nucleotides long. RefSeq names its product protein adenylyltransferase SelO-like. The transcript has 19 exons. The record is from RefSeq and is a predicted model, not a curated record. The coding region runs from base 307 to 2064 and encodes 585 amino acids. NCBI's taxonomy places the organism in Eukaryota, Metazoa, Chordata, Actinopteri, Cichliformes, Cichlidae.